This is a messenger RNA of Ornithodoros turicata, 4288 nucleotides long. Its product is annotated as TOG array regulator of axonemal microtubules protein 1-like. The transcript has 16 exons. Gene Ontology annotation, cellular component: cilium; cytoplasmic microtubule. Bases 155 to 4051 code for a protein of 1298 amino acids. Lineage: Eukaryota; Metazoa; Arthropoda; Arachnida; Ixodida; Argasidae. Gene Ontology annotation, biological process: microtubule cytoskeleton organization. The record is from RefSeq and is a predicted model, not a curated record. Gene Ontology annotation, molecular function: microtubule binding.
UCUUCCGCAACCACGCAUUGUGGAGUACCGUGCUUUCUACAGAAGCCUGUCGGUGUUACUCAAGGACUGCACGUAAGAACUUUUUUUUUUACGACAAUGUGCAACACCAAGCGUACUUGGACUCCAGUGGAUACGAGCCACAGCUGAAGAUCCGAUGGCAGCAGACCCACUGUUUCCAGAAGGUCUCCCAACCCUGGAGUUGCCUCUGCAGCGCCGAGACACGCUGUCGGACCUCCGGUCCAACGUGCGACGUCAAGGAAUGCAGCUCGCCCUUGUACGUGGCGGCCGUCCUUACUUCGAGGACCUGGUGUCUAGGUCCCUGGACGACCAGGACUGGGAGGUGCGACUCGAAGCCGCUCUAUUUAUUCGGGAAGCGGUUCCUCUUCUCCCACCGGAAGAUCUGGAGUCUUGUGUCGUGCCCGCCUUACCGGGACUGAUACGUAAUCUCGGACAUGAAGUGAUGACGUUACGGCGAGCAUGUUUACACGCGUUGCAAGUCUACCUAAGCCUAACCAAGUCGUCGAGAACAUUCCUAGAACUCUUCGUGAAAGAAGGACUUCGUAAUGACCGUCAUCUGGUGAGAAGAGGAUGCGUCGUGAGUGUCAAGUCUUUGUUUGCAGGAAGUCGUGGAGGGAUUUCAGCCGAGCAUGACACGUUUCCUGUGUUUGAAGCACUCGUAGACCUCUUGUUGUCCGAGUUAUAUUCCUCAUCGUACCCAGUUUUGGCUGCAAUAGAAGCUAUUCGACAGAUAUCGGGAGCUGUCACGUUCUCCGCUUACGUCGAGCGCCUCAACCCGGUGCUGCGUAAAGUGUACCACAAUGUGCUCGAGAACUACAACGGUGGUGCCGCAGCAGCGACACCUGUCGCGAGAAGCGGUGCUUCGAACAGUUGGAACUCAGCGGCUGAUUCUACGGAAGUUUCUAGAAUGUCUUACGAGGUUCACAAGACGACAGGGAGGGAAGCUACACUGCCGACUGAAAGGCUACACUGUGGUAUCAUGGGUUUUCGAACUGCCAAAGGUUUGCGAAACGAAGACUGGCGUGUAAGAGCAGCUAGUGCUGAACACGUGAAGUGUCUUUUAAAAGACACCGAAAACGUGGCGUCCCUACUACCGCAUAUUGACACCUUUGUAGACUUGCUCAUCAAGCUACUGGAUGACUGCCACCCCAAAGUAGUUUCUUUAGCUCUCGAUGUCCUGGGAACCCUCGCCGAACGUCUUGAGCCUCGCAUUGUUCGUACUUGCUUAAGAAUACUCGUGAAUGCCGCCUGUAAACGGCUAGGGGACACUAAGAUCGUCAUACGGGAACAGUGCGCUACAGUCUUACACUGUCUUAUGCGACGAGCAGGACCGUGCCCCGUACUUUCGCUUUUACUCGAUCGCAGAUACCAGGGAAGCAGAAAUCCGAGACUUCGCGAAGAAAUUGUCAACAGGGUAACAGCAGCUGUGCUGACUUUUCCAAGUUCCGAAUUAGAUUUAGGAACAUUAUGUAGGACAUUGUCUCCGUGCCUUGUGGAUCCCAAGCGGCGAGUACGUCUGGCGGCGAUGGAGUGCUUCGCUGCCUUGUCGCAAACGCUCGGACCGAACAGACUUCACCUCGUGGUAGCGGCUGUCGAUAACGCUGAAUUGAACUACGACGGGGGCGAAGGGCUUUGGGCCGCCUUGCAAACCAGGUUGUCCCGUCGGACGUUGCCGAGCUGCUCGCCGAACGGGAUGGUGACGUACGCUUUAUCCCUGCCGCUGUCCGGGGCAGUGGCGAAGAGGUCCGGGUCACCGUCUGGACUGGACGUUGAUUGGGUUGUGGCUGCAUCGGGAUCUACAAGUUCGGCGACUCCUCCUUCAAGCAGGAGAUCCCGUCAAGAACAAACACCCGCAGAAGUCUUGUCUUCCAGAAGGGGAAGUCGUCCUCGCACAGGGUACUUGGUGUCUAUGGCACGCCCCCGGACUCAACGUCAGGGCGCCGUACGACAGUGUUCCAUUCGCAGCAGUCGAAGCAGGGAUUCUCCGGUGCGUGCGAGCCCAGAGGCCAACGGGUGGAAUCAUGGCGGCGGCUGCGGCGACUUCGUCAACGGCAAGAGUGGUUCUCCUGAGUCGUCUGAACUUGCGAGGGUUGAUAGCGAUUUCGCUGACGUUGAACACAACUACGCUAACGGCAAGGAUCCAGUUGUCAUCCGUCGCAGCGCACGACUUCCAAAUGGGACCCGUACGAGUACGACAUCCACAGAAACUACCGUGCUUACCGACCAUUCGGACCCGCCACCAGAAAGCAUACCGAGCACGAAGUCUUCAAGCGGUCGUGAAGAAGACACUCCUACACCGACGAAGUCCCUACGGCGACGGACCUCGCUGAAGUCCAUCAGACGUGCUUCUAAGGAACUGCCAUGGGCCACUUCUUCAACCGAAGACGACGCUUUGGCGAGUGAAGAGGCCGGAGGAGAUCCAGAUAACGACGACGUCGAACUGGACAUAACGGAAGGACUUGCGAAAGAGCCGAUACAUACCAGCCGCAGUGGGUCCCGGCCACCCUUCUUGAGCCCCGAGGCCCUAUUCGGGGGCAAGCCUGUGCUUGCGCGAACCCCACUCGGGCCACAAGCUUGGAGCCCCUCAUCGGAUCCAACAAGUCCGACAACCAUGGGCAAUGGCAGCGUCAUGCGCCGCUCGGCGGAUUCCAAUUCUGUCAUGGUGUCGCCUCGUACGGCAGCGGAAACAUCACCGCGAUUGGUCGGCGUCAGCGAUAAUGUCUGGAAUCAUUCAGUGCUGGCCAAUCUGGAAAACGUGAGUAACUGGAAGAACUCCCAAGUGAGCCCUUCUAGUGGAGGAUGGAGCAAAGGCACUUCGGCACCUCCGGAAGAGAGUCUGGACAGCACUCCGCAGGAGCCUGUCAAUUUUUCAAUCUCGAAAAUAACGAUGGACAAAUUACUGCAACGAAAACAAGAGGUCCUCAGAGAAGUCGAGCAGAAGAGACUGGAAGAACUUGCACAAAAGCAACAACAACAACAACAACUAGAUGAGCACCAAAGCGCGGAGAAGCCAAACACACCAGCGGGAAACUCAAACGACUCUGUUGAUGUUGAAACUACUUUGCCCGCUCAACACGAUGGAGAGGAGGACGUCACAGUCGAGGAGAGCAGCCAAAGUAGAGCCGGAGCUGAAAGUUCAGGUGUUCUGCUGUCUAGGAUUAGACCCAGGUCACGUUCCACUUCCUUGAAGGCUAGAAGAUCCAGGCGGAAAACUGGGACGUUACAAAUAAAACCUGCUACGAGUCAACCCAACCUACAAAACCCAACUCUCAGAACAGCAGAUGUGAUUCGGCAAGCACUGCGAAGUUUUUCCAGCGAUUCCUGGAAAACGAAAGUGGAAGCUAUGCAGACGUUGCAGCAGAAAGCAGCCCAAGACCCUGAUGCGUUUACGCCUCCCUUGCUCAAAGCAACGUUGCGUACGCUGACAGAAGAGGUGCGCAACUUGCGCUCCUCGGUUGCUCGGGCAGCCAUUGGAGUUUUGGGAGACUUCUUUCAACAUUUGCGCAAAAAUAUGGAACCGGAACUAGAAGGUGUCACACAAGCAUUGCUACACAAAUCGGGGGAGAAUGCUGGGUUCAUCAGAGACGACAUUGACCAUGCUCUACGGAUGAUGAUUGAGCAUAUCACACCUGCCAAAGCAUUACUUGCUCUAAUAGAGGGAGGAGCCAGCCAUCGCAAUGGGGCCGUCCGGAGGACCACUGCUCAGUGUGUCCUGGCAUGUGUUGAAAAGCUCGGACCGUCCCGCUGCCUCCAGGGCAACAGGGAGCUGACGGAGAAACUGCUUCCAGCUGCGGCCCUCUUUGUCAUGGAUGCCACGCCUCUUACCAGGUAUUACGGACGCAAGAUAUUCCACCCCCUGCUGGGCCAUUCGGACUUCACACGUCAGUUCGAAAGAUGCGUAGCACUGACAACACGUCGAAAUGUUGCUACAAUAUUGGAAGGGAUACUACGAAAGGGUGUAGGAGAAAUGCCAAAAGAAAGCCUGACUGCUUCGAGAAGAGGUCAUGCUUCCAAAGCGACAGUCUUUCCAUAGGCUGCCUUGUGGCUGCGUGUUUGUAUUCAUGAGGAAGAAAUUGCAGGUAUCGCGCAUCGACCACACGCAGGUGUUGGAAGCAUCAACACGGUUAUGUUACGGGAACAACAUUUGUGGGCUGGGUGCGUCAAGUGGGACACAUCUGCUCAGGAAGGUUUUAUACGGAGCCGCGUUAUGUUUAUGUAAGUUAGCAGUGCUGUUACCCAAGGGCAUAGGUUACUAAUAAAAAUGAUAAAC